This is a messenger RNA of Colletotrichum gloeosporioides, 2196 nucleotides long. Its product is annotated as putative asparagine synthetase [glutamine-hydrolyzing] 2. Gene Ontology annotation, molecular function: asparagine synthase (glutamine-hydrolyzing) activity. The record is from RefSeq and is a predicted model, not a curated record. The transcript is spliced from 4 exons. NCBI's taxonomy places the organism in Eukaryota, Fungi, Ascomycota, Sordariomycetes, Glomerellales, Glomerellaceae. Gene Ontology annotation, cellular component: cytosol. The coding region runs from base 1 to 2196 and encodes 731 amino acids.
AUGUGCGGAAUAACGGCGGCUAUCACUCUCAGACGAGGCGCCUCUGGCAAUGGAGUGAGCGGUACCAAUGGUACGAAUGGCACCAGCGGAAAAGCCGAGCAUGCUCAAAGUGAGAGAAGCAACGCCGAAACGCUUCGCAGCCAGCUCGAGAAGAGCCUCGAGACUAUUGCUCAUCGUGGCCCUGAUGCGUCUGGCAUCUGGAUCAGUGAGGAUGGGGCCAUAGGCUUGGGCCACAGACGUCUUGCAAUCAACGAUCUGUCCCCAGAUGGUGUGCAGCCCAUGCAUAGCGACGACGCAAAGAUCCAUGCGGUUGUCAAUGGAGAGAUAUAUGAUCAUGACGCCCUUAGAGAGCGAUGUAUCAAGGAGCAUGGAUACAGGUUCAAAGGCCACUGCGAUAGCGAAGUCCUCAUUGCCCUUUACAAGAUCCAUGGCGCCCCAGGGUUCUUCGAAUAUCUUCGAGGAGAGUUUUCUUUCGUCAUCUUCGAUGAAAGAGACGGACGUGUAAUUAUCGCCCGGGACCGAUUUGGCAUCAAGCCCAUGUUCUGGACCAUUCACGGAGAGGGUGCCAGCAAACGCUUGCUGUUGACCUCGGAAAUGAAAGGCUUUCUAGCUCUGGGCUGGCAACCCGAGUGGAAUGUCUACGGCCUCAUCAGCGGAUCUUCUCUUCAAGCCGAGAACACGGUAUUUAAGGGCGUAUGGAAAUUGAACCCUGGGACAUGGAUGGAGAUCUCCCGGGACGGUCAGAUUCAACACCACCAAUAUUGGGACCCGGAGUACAAAGAUAAGCAUGACGUAGAGAAUCGCACUCUUGAUGAAAUUAUUUUGGAAGUUCGGAAACGCAUUAUAGAAGCGACCAAGCUUCGCCUUCGCGCCGAUGUCCCUGUUGGCAUCUAUCUCUCAGGUGGUAUUGAUUCGUCGAUUAUCGCAGGCAUAGUGACCAAACUGGUUCGCGAGGAAGGCGUUCUGCUGGGGAAUCAAGAUGCAACAAAGAGAAUAGCAUGCUUCACCAUUCAAUUCCCGGAAACAUCGGGGUUCAAUGAGGCCGACAUUGCCGAGAGAUCAGCCGAAUGGCUGGGCGUGCAGAUCAUCAAAAAGGACAUGAACGAGACCGAGUUGGCCAACAAUUUUGCUGAUGCAAUCUAUCACGUUGAACAUCACCACUUUGAUCUUAACACGGUGGGGAAGUUCUGUUUGUCUACUUUGCCAAGACAAUAUGGUGUGCCGGUUGUCCUUACCGGAGAAGGCGCAGAUGAACACUUUGCUGGCUACCCUUUCCUAUUACCGGACUUUCUGCUGGAGCCGGACCAUGCGUGGCCAUCUUCUGCCUUGAACAAGAACAAUGAGGUGCGUGAAGGCAUGCAUCGAGAGAUGACGGAAGAUAUCACGAAAAUGUUCGACAGAAUUGGUAUGUUCGACCAUGGCUGGAAGGAUAAGUCUCAGCACGGACUAGCAGUGGGGACCAAUGCCAUGAGAUGGCAACCAAGCAAAGAUUUGUUUGCGCCUUGGGUCAAGGAGAAAUACUCAAGUCUGGACAUGAGGGAGUCUGUUGCUGCCUCAGUGCCAGUUGAUGUCCGGAAGAAGAUGGACGAGAGCUGGCACCCACUGCACUCGUCUCUCUGGGUCUACACCAAAUCGCCGCUUGCGAACAUGAUCCUAACCUGCUUGGGUGAUCGCACUGAAAUGGCGCACAGUGUCGAGGCUCGGCCACCAUUUUUGGAUCAUCACUUGGCCGAGUACGUCAAUGCCCUGCCCCCAAGUCUCAAAAUUGCGUACAACCAGGCCGAAGGUGAGGCUGUAGGCACUGGCGCGAGUCUCUGGUGGAAGAAUCUCAGUGCAGCGCGACAGUCAUUGAGCGAGAAGUGGAUUCUCAAAGAGGCUGGAAAGCCAUUUAUUACACAAGAACUGUACGAACGGCGCAAGCAUCCCUAUUCGGCUCCUGUCAAAUGGCCUCGUGACGGCCCUCUGCAUCAGAUGAUGGAGAGACUGAUCACCAAGGAGAGCAUUGAGAACCUGGGAUUCAUAGAAUGGGAGGACGCGCGAAGCUGGCUGCAGACAGGUUUUGGAGACGAUGCUGAUCCGCGGUCGUUUAGGAAGUUGGUUGUCACCGGGUCUUGGGUGGUUCUGAGCCAAAGGUUCGGUGUAAAGAAGGCUGUCAAGGAACCAUGGGCAAACGGCAUGCGAAGGGUGUGUGCCUGA